Molecule: messenger RNA, 2721 nt
Organism: Capronia coronata CBS 617.96
Lineage: Eukaryota; Fungi; Ascomycota; Eurotiomycetes; Chaetothyriales; Herpotrichiellaceae
Exons: 1
Coding region: 1-2721 (906 amino acids)
Biological process (GO): DNA damage response; ubiquitin-dependent protein catabolic process; protein ubiquitination
Cellular component (GO): Cul4-RING E3 ubiquitin ligase complex
Molecular function (GO): ubiquitin protein ligase binding
Source: RefSeq, a predicted model, not a curated record
AUGACUGCAUCAAGGAAAGGCAAAGCACCGGAACGAGGAACCGCGUCCAAGUCUUCUUCGAAACGAAGAAUCGACGAGGAGGACAGCACUCCUUCCACCACUUCCAAGAAGCAGCGAAUCUCCAUUGCCGACCUCCUCUCGUCCCAGCAGAGCAACAGUUCGAAUGAUAACCCUCGAUCUGACCGGGCCGAGGGAAACAGUGACGGAUACCAGACAAAGAUGGGAACCACCACUCCGCAGCCAGCAAAGGCCUCGUAUGCCAACAUGUAUUCAUUUGCUCCUUCUAAAUCCGCCACGAGCAGUGUCGUCGAUUUAACGUCCUCCCCCUCGUCCCCGGAAUCACAGAAGAGAAAGACAUCAUUUGCCGGGCCGAGAACACCUUUCAACCCUCACCAGGGUCCCAAGAAAUUGGUGGUGAAGAACCUGCGGACAGUUCCUCGGAUAGACCCCCAACAAUACUUUGAGCAGAUAUGGACACAGGAGGACAAGGCUCUCGGAGCGAUCUUCAGAAAUGAAAAAGAACCAUAUUCGUUGGAGGAACUCUACAAGGGUGCUGAAAACGUCUGCCGGCAGGGCAAGGCUCCAGAUCUGUAUAACAGACUGAGCAAGAAAUGCGAAUCACAUCUGACCGAUCAUGUGAGGGAUGGCAUCCGGCGAGACGAGCAGAACUCGUCAGACACAGAAAUGCUACGGGCGUUUGUCAAUGCUUGGGCAGUAUGGCAGAAGCAGUUAUUGACCGUCCGACAGAUCUUCUACUACUUGGACCAAACAUACCUGCUUCGGUCGGCUGACAAUCCAAGUAUCACACAGAUGGGUUUGAUAAAGUUCAGAUCUUGUGUGUUCCAAGACCAGCUCAUCAAAGAGAGGGUCUUGUCUGGAGUUGUCAACCUUAUCGACUCUGAUAGGAGAGGGAAUCUGAAUGAGAAGGACACUAGUCUUUUACGACAAUCCGUGGACGCGUUGCAUGAGUUGAGCAUAUAUACAAGCGAGUUUGAGCCUGUGUUUGUCUCGGCCACCGAACAGUACUUCAAGACAUUGCGCGAAACCGACUCUCACAAAGACGAUCUUUCCGACUACGUCAACAACUGUACCGAUCUCCUGGCGCGCGAGAUGGCUCGAUGCGAUUUCUUGACGUUCGAUCGAAGUACGCGAGCGCUGAUCGCAGACCUUUUUGAUGAGAUUCUGAUCGAGGAGGAGCUCGAAGUGCUCACCAACAGUGACAGCAUCCUGGAUCUUCUGGAGGACAACAAAUAUGAAGAGCUGGAACGAUUGUAUACGCUGCUACAGCGUAAGGGACAUGGAGAGAUGCUUGCUCCUACCUACAGCAAAUACGUCGAGACCGAAGGAGCCCUGAUCGUGUUCGAUGAAAAGCGAGAGUCGGAGAUGGUGAUCCGGCUUCUCGAGUUCAAGAGCAGGCUGGAUCGUUUCCUCAAAUACUCCUUUCACAACAACGAAGCCCUUGGCAACGCUUUGCAUAAAGCGUUCGAAACAUUCAUCAACAAGACCAAGAAAUCGCAGUCGAACUGGGAUACGGACAAUGCCAAACCCGGAGAGAUGAUAGCGAAGCAUGUCGAUCUCCUGCUAAAGGGCGGAGUGAAAGCAGUUCCACAACUUCAAACUCAAAAACCGGACCCAUCGAAGCCCGAGGAUGAGCACGAUUUCGACGAUGCGCCAGGAGACGAGGAUACCGAAAUCAACCAACAUCUGUCAAAUGCAUUGGACCUUUUCCGCUUCGUCCACGGCAAGGCUGUAUUUGAGGCUUUCUACAAGAAGGACCUGGCUCGUCGGCUCCUCAUGGGUCGAAGCGCAUCAUUCGACGCCGAGAGGAACAUGCUCACGCGCCUGAAGAACGAGUGUGGCGCUGCCUUCACCCACAACCUGGAGUCAAUGUUCAAAGACAUGGACCUGGCUCGCGAGGAGAUGCUCUCAUACAAGCAACUCCUAGACGACCGAGGCAUCAAGCCCACCCCGGAUCUGCACGUCAACGUCCUGUCGGCCUCUGCGUGGCCCACGUACCCGGACGUGGCCGUCAACAUCCCACCCGAGAUCGCCAAGGUCAUGGACGACUUCGAGAAGCACUACAAGUCGAAACACAGCGGGCGCAAACUCUCGUGGAAACACUCUCUCGCACACUGCCAGCUGCGGGCCAAGUUCCCCCGCGGCAACAAAGAGCUGGUCGUGUCCGGUUUCCAGGCUGUCGUGUUGCUGCUCUUCAACGACAUCCCUGCCGACAAGCACCUGUCGUACACCGAGAUCAAGGCCUCGACGGGUCUCGUCGACGCCGAGCUCCGGCGCACCCUGCAGUCCCUCGCGUGCGCCAAAUACCAGGUCCUCCGCAAACACCCGCGGGGCCGCGACGUCAACGACACCGACACCUUCACCUUCAACGCCGGCUUCACGGACGCCAAGAUGCGGAUCAAAAUCAACCAGAUCCAACUCAAGGAGACCAAGGAAGAGAACAAGGAGACUCACCAGCGCGUCGCCGCCGACCGCCACUACGAGACCCAGGCUGCCAUCGUGCGCAUCAUGAAGAGUCGCAAGAAGAUCAGCCAUAAUGAACUCAUCGUCGAGGUCAUCAAGGCUACCAUGUCCCGAGGCGUCUUGGACCAGGCCGAUAUCAAGCGCAACAUUGAGAAGUAUGUUACUCCCCCUGUAUCUUUUGGAUUGCUGCUACACUCACACUCUCCCUACUCCAUUCCCCUUUCACGGCAAUCUGUCUAA